GUCUCGCACUGGCCGCCCAUCGCUCCUGCGUAUCCAAGCCACGUCCAAACGUCGUCCUGUCCCUCGUCCAUGUCGCCUUGAGCCCCGCCACCACCGCCUCGCUGCCUUCGUUUCUCUUCUUCCUCUCUCGCCCCCGUUGCCACUCGACCUGCCAGCCCGUAUCCUAAUCGCAGUGUCCUUGUCGUCAGACUUAAUUAGGUCCCGUCUCCCAAGCCAGGACCUCUAUGUCCGCCGACUCGUCGCAUCCUCGACGCCAGCCGCCAAGUCCCCUUGUCUUCUCGCCGGAAACUGCACUUCCACCCAUUCACAGCCAUGUCUCUUCCACCAGCAGCAACGGUGCCACUAACGCUCACGCCUCUUCCUCAAACACGGUCUCAAUGCCCUUUGUGAGGCGUCAUGUCACGCGUCGUCUCAAGGCUGCAAAGGCCGAAUGCGACAAGGAGCUACAGCGCACCACCAACUCCAUCACUGCAUUCUUUGAAGAGCGCCUCAGGGAGGGUGAUCACGAGGCGGAGUUCGAGCGCGAGCAGAGGGAGCACGAGCGCGAGCGCGAGAGGGAGCGGGAGCAUGGACGACUACGGGAGUCCACCCUCUCGGACCCUCAGCCGGAACCCCUCCGGGAAGCGUUCGUCCUGCAGCCGGCGGAGCUCAGGUCCGCGUUGCAGUUUGACGAUGUGAGCUCUGAUGGCGGUUACGAAGCCGACCCAGAAGGCAGUUAUCACAGUCGACAACGUGCGUCUCUCGAUGAAGAUCCCGCGACCCAGCACUCGCUGACCUUCGGGCCACCGUCGCCCGGGCUUCUCACAGCGUCCGUAUCUUCCACGAGCCCUGCGUCUUUGCGGCGGCACUCGACUCUUCCUCGGGACCGGUCCGUAGCGAAUGUCGCGUCCUCGAGUACUGGCGCCUCAAGUCCUGCGCUGAGUAACGCUACCAGUCCGACGCCCCCACCGGAGGUGGUCAGUCCGCGCAAGCAGAGUGCAGCGGCACAAUCCAGGGAUUGGAGCGGACAGACCUUGGCCAGUCGAAGACUAUCCCGGACGAUCCACAUACCCGUCCGCACUCCUCGCUCUGGUGCAAGUUCGCGUUCGACGUCUCGGUCCCGGUCUCCCCUUCCUCGGGGAUACCAGGAACCGGUGACCAACAACCGCCGUUCAUCGAGAAUACUGGUGGAUGACCCGGUGGAUCCGAUCAUGACAACACUGUACGACCUGAUUGGCAUCGCGACGGACGUGCAGGAGAUGUCCAUCAACCAGCUUACUGCCAACCCGAAGGUCUGUGAGCAGCUCGUGCAGCGUGUGCAGAACAUCGGUAAGGCAUGGGACGAGCACCCGGAUUGGCACGGCCGCAACUGGUACGUCCAGGUCCUGCUCGCAAUUGCGAGUCUGUCUCGAGUGGUCGAGUGGUGGGAGGCGGAGAAGCAGUUCUGGAACUUCGACGACAACGAUGACGAGCAGGACGAGGCGCUCACCUUUGUCUUGAGGCCCGCCGACGAGGAGGAAGCUGUCGCCCCGACACCGUCAGUCCGAGCCGAGGCGGAGGGGCCAGGUGCGAUACGCUUCCAGCUGGACGAGGAGAACAAGCUGCGUAUGUCGCGGACUGUUAGCCAGACCCGCCGAACUAGGGACGAAACUCCCAAGGAUCUCUCUGUCACUCCUGCGAAGGAGACUUACCAGGCCAGAUCGACGUCGAAGUUUACUGACAACAACGAGUCUGCAAGGGUUCUGGCUACUGAACGGUUACGUCUCCAAGCCGAGCAUGCCCAGAACCAGAACAUCGUUUUGGAGUUGAGCAUGGAUGGCGACCACUAUAUAUGGGUCAACUAUGCCUGGCGGAACGUUAUCGGGACCGACCAGGAAGAUCUCAUAGGAACGCGAAUAUCUCGCCUGCUUGCUCCUGCUGACUGGCAUGUCUUCCGUGAUGCGACCCGGCGACUCCUUGAGGACGAUUCGCGCACCGUCGAGGUACAAUUCAGACUCAAGGUUGCCGACGCCGAACCUGGUCAAUCCUCCUACAAGAACCUGUACCAGCAGAUGGUGGGGACGGGUAUGCUCAUGAUGGACCGUGAGGAGGGUACGCCGACGCAUACAAUGUGGGUCGUCAAGCCCAUCGGUCAGCCAGAGUGCCUGGAGCUGCCUCCUUCAAUAUUACUCGAGUCAGGCGAGAUCGGCGACGAGCCAGCCUCUGCAGAGGCGGCGCAGGUAGGCUUCGGACAUCGUCAGGUGCACGACCCCGUCACUCCCUUCCCGUUCGCGCGGCCGAUCAACAUUGCGCCUAUCCUCUGCCGCAUCUGCGAGUGUGAGGUCCCGCAAUGGUACUUCGAGAAGCACAACGAGACGUGCGCGGAGACACAUCGGCUCGAAGCUGAGAUCAGCGAGUGCAACGAGUCGAUUGGCGAGCUCCGCAACACUAUCCGCGAACUCAUGUCGGCGAUUGACCGGUCGUCGCCCAUGACCGCUCCAGAGUAUCGUGGCAUGCCCAUUUUCUCUCCAGCUACCUCUCCUGGGUCUUCCUCGCCGCUCCAGCUCCUUCGCGCGCCGCUGAAGAUGAAGAAGUUCAGCGUGAAGAAGCUGCAGCGCCAUAUUCUCGAGCAACUCGAAGAUAUCCUGCAACUGUGCAGUGAGAUAUCUAUCCCUGCGCUCAAGGACGAGGAGUCGGCAGAGCCUAUCGAGAGGCAGCGUUUGUUGUCGCCUGUCUCCGAGCGCAAGAUAUCGCAAGUCCGACGGUGGUGCAAGCCUUCUAUCGAGGACGGAGCGCUCAUGCAGCUCAUCGAGGACACUGAGCGAGUUAUGCGACAGAAGAUCGAUAACGUUUUGCGCAUGCAGAACACGAUCAAGUACUCGGAGAAGAUUCGCCAGGAGUGGGAGGAGAAGGUCGCCCAGACCCUUACGCAGCAAAUGGAGGACCUCGCUGAGGAGGAUGAAGAGGAUGAAGACGGCGCAGGUACUGCGGAAGCUACGGAGGACGAGCAGCAGGGUGAUGACCACUCCAGUAACACCUCCGAGUACGCGUAUGGUGGCCAAACGGCGGAGCCCACUCCCAUUGCGUCUACUUCUCCGAUCCCGUUCUCUGGCGGCCAUUCGGGUCAAACCAUUGACACCACUCUGGCUUCUACGUUCAGCUCGCCUCUUCUUCCUGUCGCGCCUAUUCCGGCCUAUCCUCCGAUCAACCUGCAGACACGGUCGUCCACUCCAUCCUCCGUCUCAUCUCCUCUAGCAUUGGCAGCACCUAUUGUUCCGUUCGCUUCUCACGAUCUCACACCGCCGCCCAUGGAUCUCAACGAGGUCAACCAGACCACGGUUCGGCCACGACCUUCUCUAGGCACCUUCGAGCCUCGCCUACUCAUCACCCCGCCCCUCUCGCCUUUGGUCUCACCCGAAGAUCAGUCGCAGACGCGACGACCGCGUCGACGACGACACUCGACCGCAGCGCAACCAAUUCUCAGCCCGACCGCCUCGAUCUCGGGCACCCCAUUGUCGCCCCGCCUUCCUUCUGUGGCGCCGUUAUCCAGGACGACGCCCACGUCCAUCAAGGACUUCGAGAUCAUCAAGCCUAUCAGCAAGGGUGCCUUCGGCUCCGUCUUCCUCGCGAAGAAGAAAGCCACUGGCGACUACUUCGCCAUCAAGGUGCUCAAGAAAGCGGACAUGAUCGCAAAGAACCAGAUCACCAAUGUCAAGGCGGAGCGCAUGAUUCUCAUGAAGCAGGCCGAGUCGCCUUUCGUUGCCAAGCUCUACUUCACGUUCCAGAGCAAGGAGAAUUUGUAUCUAGUUAUGGAGUAUCUCAACGGCGGUGAUUGCGCCGCGCUCAUCAAGUCUCUCGGGUCGUUGCCUGAGGAGUGGACGCGCAACUACAUUGCUGAGGUUGUUCUUGGUUUGGAAUACUUACAUCAGCGCGGUAUUGUACAUCGUGACCUUAAACCGGAUAAUUUGCUCAUCGAUCAGCACGGUCACCUCAAGCUCACUGACUUCGGGUUGAGCAGAAUUGGUCUUUUGGGCCGCCAAACGCGAGACGCCCAACUCUUCACGGACCGCGGUUUGCGUACGCGGUCAAGACAUAGUCCUGGAUCACGGCCACCCUCGAUCGACUCUGUCUACAUGGGGCAGUCGCCUUUCACAUCCGACCUGUAUGCGGGAGGUUCGUACUUUACGCAGAGGACCAGCUCGAUUCCUCGACUAGGAUCGUCGCCUUAUUUGUCGCUUUCAGAUGACGUUAGCGAAUCUAGCGGCUCUGAGUCUCUCCAGGGCUCUGGGCUCUUCGCUAUGCGGCGGUCGAACAGCAAGCAGCAGCCGCACGUGGAUAGCCCCUUGCAAUCCUUCGCGACGGAACUGACGACGGACCUCCGUUCACAUCCUACUCCUGGCGGUACACCACCCGGCGAACAGAAGGUAGUAGGCACUCCGGACUAUCUCGCCCCCGAGACCAUUCUAGGUCUACGCGGCGAUGACGCAGCUGUGGACUGGUGGGCUCUGGGUGUCAUCACCUACGAGUUUCUCUACGGCAUCCCUCCGUUCCAUGACGAGACACCUGAGAAGGUAUUCGAGAACAUCCUGUCAGGCCGUAUACAGUGGCACACGGAAUACGUGGACGUCUCACCUGAGGCGAGAGACUUCAUGCAGCGGUUGAUGACCCAGGAUCCCGCUCAGCGCCUAGGAGCUAAUGGCGCCGAGGAGGUCAGGGUUCAUCCGUUCUUUGCUGGUAUCGAUUGGGACCAGGUCACCACUACCGAGGCGGCAUUCAUUCCGCAAGUCACGGACCCCGAGUCCACUGACUACUUCGAUCCUCGCGGAGCGGUGCUACAACCGUUCAACGAGCCUGAACAGCCCACACUGAGCACCGCCGUCAACUCCUACAGCCCAGCGCCUGCUGCUGACCUUGACCCUGCUUCUGCUUCAGCGCCGCCAGCCCUUGUCGACACGGCCGCACCGUCGCCGUCCGAUGAUGACUUCGGUUCCUUCAGCUUCAAGAACCUUCCUGUCCUCAAACAAGCCAAUGACGAUAUGAUUCGGAAGAUGAAGACCGACCAGAUGGCACCCUUGUCGCAAACGUUAUCGGAGCCUGCGAACCUUCACACUCGCCGCAAGAGUGUUUCGGCCAAGGUCAAUAUCAAGAAGCCGACCAGUGUCACUAUUGCUACGGAUGCACCCAGUAAGCCUUCGCCUACCAACCCGCCCUCGCCCGCAACCUCGACUUCGUCCAUUGCCUCCUCGAUGUCGCGGGGUCCACCCACACCUGGAAGUGCUAGCGGCCACGUUCGUAAGCCGUCGGAUUACAGCACGGUCGAGCGGUUCAAGUUGAACCAUCUGGAAGGCGACAACGUUCGCCGCAACUCCAUGCCCAGCCGUCUCCGGACCGCCUCGGUGUCCACGACUGGCGAGAGCGUCACGUCCGACUCUUGGGCCCCGACGCCGUCGAGUGCGCCUAACCACUACGAGCUGAACACGCCGCCGUCGUCAGUCGCAUCGGUUGACCUCAAGAGGGCGCCUGAUCCGUCAGACCGGGCAGUGACGUGCCUCCUCGCGGAAGACAACCCCAUUACGGCGAAGAUCAUCGAGACUCUGCUCAUACGUCUCGGGUGCCGCUGUGUUGUGGUGGCGGAUGGGUCAGAGGCCAUCAGUGUUGCCAUGGGUGAUAUAAAGUUUGACUGUAUCUUGAUGGACCUUCAUAUGCCAAUAUUGGAUGGUGAAGGUGCUGCCCGGUACAUCAAAAACAGCGGCAACAAGAACGCGGAGGCACCCAUCAUCGCUGUAAGUGCGUACAGCGCGACAGUGAACGAUGUGGUGGACCCGAACAACAACCUCUUCGCGGCGUACAUCUCGAAGCCGGUGCAGAAGGCGGAUCUGGUGGCCUCUAUGCGCCAGCUAGGGUUCAAAACUUCGACUGUUCAGGGGCAAGGUCGCGGGCAGGCAGCAAAAGUGAUUACCGCGCGAUGACAUAUAUUUACGACCGUUACGAUCUCGUUAUUCGUUCAUUUCCGUUUCCCUCUCUCCUCUCCUGCUGCUUUUCGGAUUCUCGUGUCCAUGCAUGUCUCCGGCAAUAUUCCUCGUUCUGCUACUCUCAUUAUCAUCAUGCAUCCUAUCCGCAUCGCUCUGCAGCAUCGAUCUCUCCGCAUUACUUCAUCUUCUGUGCAUUGUAUUAAGCUAGCUAGAGGUACUUGUGAUAUUAACUAUCGGGCAUAGCCUAGCUUCACGUCUUC
Messenger RNA from Rhodofomes roseus, 6190 nucleotides. RefSeq lists its product as uncharacterized. The record is from RefSeq and is a predicted model, not a curated record. Lineage: Eukaryota; Fungi; Basidiomycota; Agaricomycetes; Polyporales; Fomitopsidaceae. Bases 225 to 5927 code for a protein of 1900 amino acids. Gene Ontology annotation, cellular component: cytoplasm; nucleus. Gene Ontology annotation, molecular function: protein serine/threonine kinase activity; ATP binding. The transcript is spliced from 6 exons. Gene Ontology annotation, biological process: phosphorelay signal transduction system; peptidyl-serine phosphorylation.